ACAUGAAAAUGAAAAUAGCGGAAGGUAAAUUUCAUGAAGAAAAACUUAAAUUACAGCAGAAGCAUGAUACUGACGUUCAAAAGAUUUUGGAUAGAAAGAAUGAUGAAAUAGAGGUAUUGAAGUCCCUCUACAAAAACAAACAAAAUGAAGCUGAGGAGACGAUUAGAAAACUGGAGAAAAAAGUUCAGACCCUUGUUCGUGAGUCACAAGUCGUGAGAGAAGCAAAAGAGAAGCAGAUUGUGGAGUUAAAGAAGAUGUGUGAGCAAAGCAAUGAUUCUUUGAACAAUGAGUGGGAGAAAAGGCUUCACAAUGCUGUGGCUGAGAUGGAGAAGGAGAAGUUUAAUAUUCGGAAGAAGCACACAGAAGAUAUGCAGGAACUGCUUGAGGAUACCAAUGCUCGUCUUAGCAAAAUGGAGGAGGAUUAUUUGGAACAGAUAAAGUCAACUAACCAGACGGUUAAAAAACUGGAGGCUCGUGUCCAGCAGUUGACUGUUGAAGCUGAAAAUAGUAAUUUACAGCGUCAAAAAUUAUCUCAAGAAAAGACUGAUGCAGAACAACGUUACCAGGCGGUAUGCUCUGAACUUCAGGAAAUGAAAACAAGGCACAGCUCACUUCAGAAAGACAAGGACCAUAUUAUACAGGAAUAUGAGGAGAACGUCCAGCAACUACAAAGUAAAUAUGAUGUUGAUAUAAAUUUUAUAAAGCAGGAACAUGCUCUUUCUGCAGCUAAGGCAUCUGAUGCGAUUAAAGAAUUACAGCAUAGUGUGUCUCUAUUAAAACAACAGUUACAUGAUUCAGAACAUCAAAGACAGCAACAGCUGAGGGAUCAAGAAUACAAGCUUCAACAGGACAAACUUCACUUGGAGCGUGUAUAUGAAAAACAGAUUCAUGGCAUCCGGAAUGAUGUUGAUAAAGAAAGAGGGGAUGCUCAAAAGAAAAUUCGCAAACUGGAAGAGACUUUGAAGGAGAAGGAGGAGCAGCUGACUCGGGUGACAGAGGUACAGAGGCUGCAAGCCCAGCAGGCAGAUGCUGCCCUGGAGGAGUUUAAGCGGCAGGUGGAGCUGAACUCAGAAAAAGUCUAUGCUGAGAUGAAACAGCAGAUGGAGAAGGUUGAAGCAGAUCUAAGCAGAUCAAAAUCGCUCCGGGAAAAGCAAUCGAAAGAAUUCUCCUGGCAAUUGGAAGAGCUCAAGCAAAGAUAUGAGCAACAGAUAGUGGAGCUGAAGCUGGAGCAUGAACAGGAGAAGACGCACCUAUUCCAGCAGCACAACGCAGAGAAGGACUGCCUGGUCCGAGACCAUGAACGGGAAAUCGAGAAACUGGAAAAACAGCUUCGCGCUGCCAUGGCAGAGCACGAGAGUAAAACUCAAGAAUGCAGGAAACGAGACGGACAGGUUAUCUGUGAUAUGGAGAACCAAAUCCACAAGCUGAGGGAAGAGCUUCUUCAGGUGAAUGCUCAGCGGAAGCAGCAGCUGCUGGAGCUGAGCCAUCAGUGGGACGAGGAGAAGCAGAGGGCAGCUCGAGACCAUGAGACAGCCGUGAAUAAGCUGAAAGUGGAGGCAGAAAAAAUGACAUUAGACUUGAAAAAGAUACAUGCGGCAGAAACAGAGGUGGCCUUGGACAAGGCAAACAGCCGGCUGAAGCAGACUGAGAAGGAGUACAGUCAGAAGCUGGCUAAAUCCUCGCAGAUCAUAGCUGAACUUAAGACAACCAUUUCCUCUCUGACAGAGGAGAACAGCCGGCAGCAGCUUGCCACAGAGCAGCGGCUCCAGGAAGUUGUACAAAAAUUUGAAGAUAAGAAGCAGCAGCUGAUUACAGAUAAUGACAGAGCAAUCAAGGCCUUGCAGGAUGAAGUGGAAAAUUACCGCAUUCAGGCGCGGGCUGCAGAGAAGAAGCUGCAACUCAGGGAGCUGGAGACCCACGAGCAGAUGACCCAUAUACGACAAGAAUAUGAAACUACACUCAAAGGUCUGAUGCCAGCAUCUUUGAGACAGGAACUUGAAGACACCAUUGUAUCUUUAAAAUCUCAGGUAAAUAUUCUGCAGAAAAGAGUCUCUGUCCUCCAGGAAGAGCUGAACGCCUACCACGCCAGAAGGUAGCCGGAGCUGUUGGAUUUCUGCAAUUGCCAAAUGGACUGCUUUGAAUAGGUUUGAAGAUUUGGCUCUUGUAAAUUAAAAUGCAAAGAUCAGUGGCUGUUUUGUUAGCACAUAAAAUGUAAUGAAGUUCAUGAAAACACAUCCAUUGCUCGUGCCAGCAUGUUUUUAGUUGUAUCUUCCUUCCAUUAUUUUUUUUAUCAUUAUCUUAUUACAGACUUACACUUUCAAUAUACUGUGUGUUUGACUGUGUGCUGAGCUUGCUUACUGAGCGAGUAGAGUUUCCUUUACUAAUAUUUUUGUUAUUACUUCCCAGUACCAUUCUCUUCACUUUUAUACAUGAAGAAAAUCCCAUUUUCUAUUAUUAUUGUCCAAGAUAUUUUAACAUAUUUUGACAUUGUUUUGUGUCCAUGUGUUUACAUAAUAUUAAAAUAUUAUU
Messenger RNA from Fulmarus glacialis (Northern fulmar), 2529 nucleotides. It is a transcript of the gene CEP112, whose product is annotated as centrosomal protein 112kDa. Bases 3 to 2096 code for a protein of 697 amino acids. The record is from RefSeq and is a predicted model, not a curated record. Lineage: Eukaryota; Metazoa; Chordata; Aves; Procellariiformes; Procellariidae. The transcript is spliced from 19 exons.